Messenger RNA from Meleagris gallopavo (turkey), 4761 nucleotides. RefSeq names its product cell death inducing DFFA like effector a (gene CIDEA). Lineage: Eukaryota; Metazoa; Chordata; Aves; Galliformes; Phasianidae. The record is from RefSeq and is a predicted model, not a curated record. Gene Ontology annotation, biological process: apoptotic process; regulation of apoptotic process; lipid storage. Gene Ontology annotation, cellular component: lipid droplet.
GCCGGGCGGAGGGGCGGAGCAGCUUCGCUCCCGCUUAAGUGUGGCGGCGGGCGCUGCCCCGCGGCACGGCCGGGUUGGGCCAUGGAGGUGGCGCGGGACUGCGUGGGCUCGGUGCUGAGAUCUUUGGUAUCCGUGGGAGCAUCUGUGGGAGCAGCAACAAAACAGACCCUGUUCCCUCCUCUCAUGCCUGCAGGGAGACCUUUCCGUGUAUCAAAUGCCUCCAGAAGCAGCCGGAAAGGAAUUGUUGCAAGCAGCCUGCAAGAACUCAUCAGCAAGACUUUGGAAGCUUUCCUUAUAGCUGCUGGCACAAUUACUCUGGUUUUGGAAGAAGAUGGCACAGUUGUGGACACAGAAGAGUUCUUUCAGUCCCUGGAUGAUAACACACACUUCAUGGUUCUAGAGAAAGGACAGAAAUGGACACAAACAAGAAAUGGAAUUGUCCCUGCAAGGCAAAAGAAGAAAAUGGGAGUAGCUAACAUCACGUUUGAUCUCUACAAGCUGAACCCUAAGGAUUUUAUUGGCUGCUUAAAUGUGAAGGCAACCUUCUAUGAGAUCUACUCAGUGUCAUAUGACAUCAAGUGUAUGGGAGCAAAAAGUAUAUUGCGGAAGGUGCUUCAGAUAAUAUCCCACAUGGCACAAAUAACUGGACAGUUUCUUCUCUAUACUGGAACAUACAUGUUGCAUUUGAUGGGUGAAUAUGAUGAAGAUGCCACUUGUACAAGAUCACAACACAAGUAGAGACCACAGCAGCACUUCUGAUAUUGGAUCCUUUUGUUUAAGGACGCUCUCUUGCCCAAAUUUGAAUGUAAUGAUGUUUUAGUAGGGAGAUAUCCACUAAGGUGAACUAACUUUUUUUUCCCAUUUGGGAAUGCUUGUAGGCCUUAGUUGUAAAAUAAGUGUUUGGUGUUCGUGGGCUCUUAACACAGCAAAAGGAUGGGUGCGUAAUGACUGGGCAAAAGAAGAAGAGAGGGCAGAUUUUUAUCCCAAAAACUUGGUGGAAAAUAAGAUUAUUUGGAAACAUGUGCUUUGUAACCAAUGGAUCGUUUCCUUGCGCUGAUCAAAACAUGGUUUGUUUUCUUUGUGGCUGUCUACUUGCCUUCUGAACAGAUAGGGCUGUCCUUUUUUGUUGUUGUUGUUUUAUCCUUAACGCUGCUGGUGUUAGUGUCCAGCUGGCACUGGGGUACAAAAUGCUGAAGUGUACUUAUUUUCUUUUUCUAGUAAUAGGAAUAUACAAUACAACUGGUUCAGUGACUGAAUACUGUCAUGAAGUCUCAUUCAACAAAGCACAAUUACUAUGCAGAAGCUUAAAAUUUAGCUUUAUUUCCCUUAAAACAAGUAAACACUUUCUAUAACUACUUGUAUUGUUCUUCAAGUCUAUAGGAAGCUCUGGUUAAUAUAGUUUAUACCAGUUGAAAAACAUAUUUUUUUUACUGUGUCCGAUGUCCCACUCUGCCCUACAGCAUUGAAUAACUUGUCAUAGGGCCAUCCAUAUGGCUUACAGAAAACCUCCUGAAGAUUUCUUCAGGGGUUAAACCUCCAAUUCUUUAAGUUUUGUUCUUCAGCUACGCAUGUAGAUGACACUACAUUCCAAGCUGCACUUGAAAUGUUGGAUUUUGAUGUCCUUGUGUUCAAGGGGAACAGCAGGACCUUAUCUUCUGUGUAACGUAUACUCAAAACUGGGUAUUUGCAGUCUUAGUCUCAUAAUACAGACUAUAUUAAAGGAAAAAGUUUUUAACCUUCAGAUAUAAUUGUCCAAAAAGCUUUAUACAGUUUAGUGAACAGACUGGUUUUUGGAAAGGAUCUCCUUGACUGCGAACACAAAUGGGAAAACAAGUAGUGGUAGGCAGUUGCGACAAAAUACAGACACUGUUGUUGAAGGGGGAAUGUUCAACUCCUGUUGUUCAUAGGUGUGGCUUCUGAGGUUUUUAUUUGCUUUCUUAAAAUGAAUUUUAAUAAGUUACAUUAUUAAGACUGAAAGCCAUUAAGGAGAUAACAUGCAGGUAAAUAUUCUACCUGAUUGCAAGUGCCACUAAGGAAGAGAAACUGUGGUGACAGGGAAGAGAACAAGUAGGAGAGGAAGGGACCAACACGGGCUCCAGGGUGCUUGCUAUGCUUCUGCAGAGACACAAGUCCUUUAACCACUUACAUCAACUGCAGUGAUUAGUUGGAGGAAAGCCUGAUAUGCUAAAAGAAGAACAGAUGGAUUGAGAUGACCAAGCAUCAUGUUUGGUGGGAUCCAUUUUGAUCUGUAAGCUGGAUCUCUUUAUUUCAAAUGUUACUAGUACAUGGAAAUAUUGCACACAUUUAUCUGCCAGCUUCACUCUCAUAUGCUUUUUUUUGCCUUCCUUUUAUGGAUCUGAUUUUUAGCCAGCUGGAGCUGCAUCUUUCAAAUCACUGUUGUGUGAAAAGCAGCCUAAAAUCAAUCUUAAAAGGAUUAAUAGACAUAAGUCUGCUAAGUCUCUACCUGUCUCUUCAGUAAUGAUAUUACAAAUGAGUAGACAGCUAAGAAAGAAACUUUGUGGCUUUUUUCCCCCGAUUUAUUGUUUCCCAUACACUUCUGAAUAUUUGCUGGAGGAGAGAGGGGUAGUGAGGCAUGCGGCUCCAGGCAAGGGGUGGACUGGCUUAUUUUACUCACUUUUCCCAUGGAAGAGCGUCUGCACCUUGCAGCACUGUUAUGUUUCCUUCAGAAGAAAACAGACUACUCAGCAGGUAAUGAGAGAAAGAUUAAGUUAAAAUGAAGACUUUAUCUAUGUUGUUCUUUCCCUUACCCCUACCAUGAUUGUUACUGUGGUAACUGUUGGAGUUUUUCUACCCUCUAUCAAGAAACUGCACUUAGCUGAUGUAGUGCAGGGACUUUGUCAUUAACCAUUGACUCUUUCAGCUUUUAAGGACCAUUUACUGCAUUUAAACAAGCCCACGUCAAAGCUUUCUACAUGUAAUGUAAUGUUUCUAGGAAUAUAUAUGUUGCUAAUGGUGGAAACACCAAUGUAGGAAAAAAGCAAACAAUAUACUUGCAUGGUUCAAUACUGCAUUCAUCUGCCUCUUAAACUUUCUGCAAUUUGAAGGCUUUUACAAGUCUGAACCAUGCAGAUCUCAAAUUCUGUCCUCCUAAAGCCAGAGGCAGUUAUCACAGAGCUAACACUCCGUAGUUUCCAAUGGUGUUACUGUAGGACUAAAAGACUAACUCAACAUGAAUUUGCAAUGUUUUUAAGCAGCUGCUUCUUUGGCAGCCUACCACUUAAUGCUUGAGUUGCUGAAGGUCAUGUGAGCUGCAGUCUCCACCCCAGAGCAUCUCCCUGUGGUUCAAAUGCAAACAGCUGAAGAAAGUAGCUUUGAUAUUUUCUCAGGGUGGGAGAAGUGUCUUGGAAAGUUUGGAGUUUGUGGAAUUACUCCAUUGUUUCUGAAUCUGGAUUUUGCCACAGAUUUAGUAUUUAGAAGAUAUUUGCUGCUGUAACAACUACUAUGCAGAGAUAAAGUUUUGGCUUCUGGUCAAACCUAGAGGAGUUUGUUUUCCUGAGUAGGAGUCAGUUUGAGGGUUUUUUUUUUUUUAAACAGCUCGCUUAAGAUGUGUAGCUUUUACUUCAGCUGUAUGUGGUACACAGCAGAGAACAACACUUAACAGAUUUUCAGAAAGCUACAAAAUCUAAAAGCACAGGCUCUUCUCUGCUGGUAUGAACAGGUGAAACUAGCUUUUCUACUUGGUAUUUCUAUUUUUUUUUUUUUCCCAGAGCCCUAAUCUGCACUUGUUACUGUUACAGGCAAAGCUGGUAACACUAAAAUUUCAAAAGCAUGAAACAUGUUUUCUCCCUCCUUGCUUGCCCUGACCCUCUUUCCCUGUUGCUUUGCAUCACUUACUAACAAUGCACCAAGUCGUACCCUGUAGUUACCAAAAAAGGAAUUUUCACUGAAGUACUGGGUCUUGUUGACUCAGGCACUGCUCCUGCUCUGCAGGCAAAACAAAGCUGCUCUUUUCAUGACUAGAAUGAAGGAUCUAAUAGCUUUUCUGUGUGUGUAUAACUUAUUACUUAAUUUCCUUCCUUUCACAAACUCACUGAGUAGUUGCUUUCUUGCACCUUUCCUAUUCUUUCAAGAGAAAUAGGAGUACGGGUUCUUCUGCCUGGGGGAGGGGAUAAGGCAGGGUCUAAAUUCCUUAGAGCAUUAGGAAUAUGCUGUAGGAAACACCCCAAUCCCUUAUCUGUAGGAAAGGGAGGGGUUAAAGAAAGGAAAAACAGAACUUUGGGCUGGAAGCUUUUUCAGCACAGUAGGGAGGUAGGCAUUAACUAUUUAGGAAAUGUUGGUAAUUCUAAAUGUGAACGUAUGAUUGUUUGUAAUGGACUAGAAUUAUAACUGAAUCAUUUCAGCAUACUUCUAGAGAUAGAACUUGAACUAAAGGCACAAACUUCUUUAAUUAAAAUUUAAGGCCAAAGCACAAAGGAGUUUGAACUUAAUGCUUCAUUACUGAAGGUAUUAACAUAAUUAACAGUGUACUUCAGUUAUAGUAAUAAUUCUUGUGGGGUUUAACAUUUAUCACUACUUUCUAUACUUUGCCAUAAGAUAUUUAUGAACAUGAGAAUUGAUGUUCUGCUAAAGGAAAAUAUAAUAUUUUACCAUUUCAAAACUGUAGAACUCAGUAGUUUAACUUGCUAUGGAAACUGAGGUGGGUGAGAAUGAUGUGAGUGAUGGCAAUUUUUUCUGAUACAUGGUGCCAAUUUUGAGGAAAUGCAUAAAUGUCCAUGAAUAAAGUUAAAUUGUGGCUUUGGA